This is a messenger RNA of Nothoprocta perdicaria, 1335 nucleotides long. It is a transcript of the gene MRPL30, whose product is annotated as mitochondrial ribosomal protein L30. NCBI's taxonomy places the organism in Eukaryota, Metazoa, Chordata, Aves, Tinamiformes, Tinamidae. Gene Ontology annotation, molecular function: structural constituent of ribosome. The record is from RefSeq and is a predicted model, not a curated record. The coding region runs from base 136 to 651 and encodes 171 amino acids. The transcript is spliced from 5 exons. Gene Ontology annotation, biological process: translation. Gene Ontology annotation, cellular component: large ribosomal subunit; mitochondrion.
GCUGCUUUCUCGGCUAAUUUAUUGCAAACAAAAUUAAAACAUUCACUGGGGAAUCUGAACUUAUUUUCUCUCACUAAUCACUAAUGUUGUUUAAUGCAGCAACAAAUCGAUUCUCUAUAGCAAAGGAAGUAGCAAAUGACUGAUGGAGACAAGACGAGGCAGAGGGAAACCCGCCACUGCACUGGAUUCCUAGCCCAUAUUCCCCCUUCCCUGCAGCUGCUGCGGAGGAGCGUGGACGCGGUGCCGGGAGCCGUGGGGCUUCGCCCGCUCUUCACCAGGUCAAGGAUUCCUGACUCGGUAUUUCAGCCACGACCUGAAGAUCAUGAAAAGUAUGGAGGUGACCCGGAGCAGCCACAUAAAAUCCACCUUGUUACUAGAAUAAAAAGUGUAAUUGGUCGCCCAUAUUGGGAAAAGAAGAUAAUACGUGAUCUUGGACUAGAUAAGGCACAUCAGCCAAGACUGCACAAAAAUAUCCCGUCUGUGAAUUCCAAACUAAAGAUUGUUAAACAUCUGAUAAGAGUGCGGCCCCUGAAGCUUCCCCACGGGUUGCCAACUGAAGAGGAGAUGUCAGACACCCUUCUCACGAGCAAGGGAGAGCUUGUAAUUAAGCGGCGCCUUAAACCUGCUGAACAGAAAGCAGUUGAGCCAUGAGGUGUGCUGGCUGCACUCACAUUUUAUAAAAKAAAUAGUUUAGCUCAUAAAUUAGAACUCUUGAAUUGUACAUAUGUUAACUUUGUUAUUAACCUGACUGCUACAAAUGGCAAAAGUGACCCUGAUGUUUAAAAGGCAUGUAAAAAAAUUACUUGUGAACAAGUGUUAAAUUUAAGUCUUGUURAUCGGUCUUUGUUCAGGCUUUCUUUCUUGGUUAGUGCAUUUCACAGUUAACAGUAAAGGUUUAAAAUGAAGGUGCAUGAUUUCACCUUUUCUGCCCUGAGAAAGGAUUGGGGAUCAUUGCUGGAGACAGCCAYGGAGCCAACAGUCUGUCAGCUGGCCUUCUUUGUAGCCCAGGAGGCUCCGUCUGAACUCUCUUUGGGAGCAGCAGGAGUGGCUCAAGUCUUGGUAGUUUAUAUAACUUGUCUUUUGGGAAACGUGUUCUGUUCCUGCAUACAUAUUUGUUUCCUAAUAAUAACCUAAGAGCCAUAGUUUGUGUGGAAAUGAGUGCUUUUCCUGUGCUUGCAUUGGAGACUUCAGAAAACUGGAGACCCUGAAGUAUCACAUAUUUGUUUUAAGUUAAUAAGUAUGGGCCRUAUGCUCAUCAAGUAUUGCGUUUCACUGAAGGAUCUCGAAUAGUACAGUGUGCAGGAAGCCCAAAGAACAUCUCUAUUUAUAAUUCAG